CAGCGCCAGGAAGACGAGUUCAACACAAUAUACCUGCGUAAAAUCACAACGGAGCUAGCAGACGACCUAGACAAAGUGCGCGAGGCGCAGGACUUCAAGGCGAGCAGUGUGCCGAUGUUGAUUCACGCGCUCAAGCAGGGUGGGAGUUUGUUUUCCAAGGUGGAGAAGAGCCGGGUU
This is a messenger RNA of Dothidotthia symphoricarpi CBS 119687, 177 nucleotides long. RefSeq lists its product as uncharacterized. The transcript has a single exon. Gene Ontology annotation, biological process: ribosomal large subunit assembly. The annotation marks the transcript as partial. Gene Ontology annotation, cellular component: preribosome, large subunit precursor. The record is from RefSeq and is a predicted model, not a curated record. NCBI's taxonomy places the organism in Eukaryota, Fungi, Ascomycota, Dothideomycetes, Pleosporales, Dothidotthiaceae.